Molecule: messenger RNA, 2307 nt
Organism: Cordyceps fumosorosea ARSEF 2679
Lineage: Eukaryota; Fungi; Ascomycota; Sordariomycetes; Hypocreales; Cordycipitaceae
Product: cullin-2
Exons: 5
Coding region: 1-2307 (768 amino acids)
Biological process (GO): SCF-dependent proteasomal ubiquitin-dependent protein catabolic process; protein ubiquitination
Cellular component (GO): SCF ubiquitin ligase complex
Molecular function (GO): ubiquitin protein ligase binding
Source: RefSeq, a predicted model, not a curated record
AUGGCGGCCAGAACUGCGACGCCGAGCUCGAUGCCCGCGAUUCCUAACAGGGAAGAUAUAGGGGCUACGUGGCGUUACCUCGUGCUCGGUAUAAACCGCGUGAUGAACGAUCUAGAGCAGGGUAUUGAUAUGCAGUUGUAUAUGGGCGUUUAUACGGCCGUUCACAACUUUUGUACCUCGCAGAAAGCGGUCGGCAUAUCCGGUCCGGCUAUGCAGUCUUCGCAUAGAGGCGCUCAUCUGCUCGGCGAAGAGCUGUACAACAAGCUCAUCGGCUACCUCACGACACACCUGGACGGGCUGUACGAAGAGUCGAAAUUACACACCGAAGAGGCACUCCUCGCCUAUUACAUUAGAGAAUGGGGCCGGUACACUAUUGCUGGCAAGUACAUCCAUCAUCUGUUUCGUUAUCUCAAUCGUCAUUGGGUUAAACGCGAGGUCGAUGAGGGAAAGAAAAACAUAUACGACGUUUACACGCUGCAUCUCGUCACAUGGCGAACCGUGCUGUUUACUAAGGUUUCUACCAAGGUGAUGGAUGCUGUUCUCAAGCUUGUCGAAAAACAACGAAAUGGGGAGACGAUUGAGUAUGGUCAGAUCAAACAAGUUGUCGAUUCCUAUGUGUCCUUGGGGCUUGACGAAGCCGAUCCUGCGAAAUCCACUCUCGACGUGUACAGAUUUCACUUCGAAAAGCCUUUCCUCGACGCUACCAAGGAGUUUUACCAAGCCGAAUCAAAACAAUUUGUUGCUGAGAAUAGCAUUAUCGAGUACAUGAAGAAGGCCGAGGCUCGCCUGCUCGAGGAAGAGGAGCGUGUCAACAUGUACCUGCACCAGGAUAUCGCCAUUCCUCUCAAGAAGGCUUGCAAUCAAGCUUUGAUUGCCGAUCAUGCCAACCUUUUGCGCGAUGAAUUCCAGGUUCUGCAGGACAACGACCGCGAGGAAGAUAUGGCUCGCAUGUACAACUUGCUAGCCCGCAUCCCCAACGGUCUCGACCCCCUACGAAUCAAGUUCGAGAACCAUGUGCGAAGAGCUGGGUUGGCUGCCGUGCAAAAGAUUCAAUCGGCCGACGGCGAUAAACUGGAACCCAAGGUGUACGUCGACGCGCUACUAGAAAUUCACACUAAGUAUCAGUCACUGGUCAAGAACGCGUUCAAAGACGAACCGGAAUUCACUCGGGCUCUUGACAACGCUUGCCGCGAAUUCGUUAACCGAAACGAAGUGUGCAAGUCGGGAUCUAAUAAGUCUCCGGAGCUUCUUGCAAAGUAUACUGACGUGCUGCUGCGCAAGAGCAGCACCAGCAUCGAAGAAGCUGAGCUUGAGCGGACUCUGACGCAGAUUAUGACAGUUUUCAAAUACAUCGAAGACAAAGAUGUCUUUCAAAAGUUUUACUCUCGCAUGUUGGCAAGACGUCUAGUUCAUGCCAACUCGUCUUCGGAUGAUGCCGAGACCAGCAUGAUCAGCAAGCUCAAGGAGGCCUGCGGGUUCGAGUAUACCAAUAAGCUGCAACGCAUGUUUCAGGAUAUGCAAAUUUCCAAGGAUCUUAACAAAGAGUUCCGUGAGCAUCUGGACGGGAUCGACAGCCAAAAGACAAUGGAUUCGUCAUUUUCCAUCUUGGGUACUGGCUUCUGGCCGCUGCAAGCGCCGAGCACAAAUUUCCAGCCUCCUACGGAAAUCAGUAGUGAAAUCGAAAAGUUCACUCGGUUCUACAAGCACAAGCACGAUGGUCGGAAGCUUACCUGGUUAUGGCACCUAUGCAAGGGUGAGAUCAGGACGGGAUACUGCAAGAGCAGUAAAACACCAUUUACCUUCCAGGUCUCUGUCUAUCAAAUGGCUAUUCUGCUUCUCUUCAACGAAAACGAUGCCUACGCCUACGAAGAUAUUCUUAGCGCAACCGCACUGAGCGCUGAGGUUCUUGACCAAGCACUUGCCGUCAUCCUCAAAGCCAAGGUGCUUAUUGUUGCCGAUGGCGAAAAGCCCGGGCCUGGCAAAACAUUCAAACUGAACUACGACUUCAAGAGCAAAAAGAUCCGUGUGAAUCUUAAUUUAGGAGGCGUGAAGGAGGCCAAGCAGGAGGAGGCUGAGACCAACAAGACCAUUGAGGAAGACAGAAAGCUUCUAUUACAGUCUGCGAUUGUCCGAAUCAUGAAGGCGCGGAAGAAGAUGAAGCACUCGCAGCUGGUCGGCGAGACCAUUAACCAGAUCCGCACACGCUUUGUCCCGAAGGUUGCAGACAUCAAGAAGUGCAUAGAGAUUCUGCUGGACAAGGAGUAUCUAGAGCGUCUAGAGGGUGAUGAACUUGGUUAUCUUGCAUAG